Molecule: messenger RNA, 1180 nt
Organism: Peromyscus eremicus (cactus mouse)
Lineage: Eukaryota; Metazoa; Chordata; Mammalia; Rodentia; Cricetidae
Gene: Hapln2
Product: hyaluronan and proteoglycan link protein 2
Exons: 5
Coding region: 34-1059 (341 amino acids)
Biological process (GO): cell adhesion
Molecular function (GO): hyaluronic acid binding
Source: RefSeq, a predicted model, not a curated record
UUGUGCCCGGCCACGGCGCUCGCUGACACCAUCAUGCCGCCUCGGACCCCUCUCCCUGCACUCUGCUACUUCCUUCUCCCCUGGGCGGUCACCAUCUUUCACCAAGCCCUGGGGGACUCGGCCCCCCAUCCGGGUCCCCACUACCUCCUGCCCCCCAUCCACGAGGUCAUUCACUCUCGUCGUGGGGCCACGGCCACACUACCCUGCGUCCUGGGCACCUCGCCUCCCAGCUACAAGGUACGCUGGAGCAAAGUGGAGCCCGGGGAGCUCCGGGAAACGCUAAUCCUCAUCACCAACGGACUGCACGCCCGGGGCUAUGGGCCGCUGGGAGGGCGCGCCAGCAUGCGGAGGGGGCAUCGGCUGGACGCCUCCCUGGUCAUCAAGAACGUGCGCCUGGAGGACGAGGGCCGGUACCGCUGCGAACUCAUCAAUGGCAUCGAGGACGAGAGCGUGGCGCUGACCCUGCGCCUGGAGGGUGUGGUGUUUCCGUACCAACCCAGCCGCGGCCGCUACCAGUUCAAUUACUUCGAGGCGAAGCGGGCGUGCGAGGAGCAGGACGGACGCCUAGCCACGUACGGCCAACUGUACCAGGCGUGGACCGAGGGGCUGGACUGGUGCAACGCGGGCUGGCUGCUCGAGGGCUCGGUGCGCUACCCUGUGCUCAACGCGCGCGCCCCGUGUGGCGGUCAAGGGCGGCCAGGCAUCCGCAGCUACGGGCCCCGUGAUCGCAGCCGCGACCGCUACGACGCCUUCUGCUUCACCUCGGCGCUGGCAGGCCAGGUGUUCUUCGUGCCCGGGCGGCUGACGCUGUCUGAAGCCCAUGCGGCUUGCCGGCGGCGCGGAGCUGUAGUAGCCAAGGUCGGGCACCUCUACGCCGCCUGGAAGUUCUCGGGGCUGGAUCGGUGCGACGGAGGCUGGCUGGCGGACGGCAGCGUUCGCUUCCCCAUCACCACGCCGCGGCCGCGCUGCGGGGGUCUCCCUGACCCCGGGGUGCGCAGCUUCGGCUUCCCCCGGCCCCAGCAGGCGGCCUACGGGACCUACUGCUACGCCGAGAAGUAGGAGCGCACUGACCUACCACGCGCGACAGAGUGGCGGGUCCCCUCUCGACAGACGAGGACUGAGCCCCACACCUGCCUUCCCAGCCCAGCUCAGCGCUCCGGGCUCCCGGGCAGAGGGGCGU